CUGGCGACGCAAGCAAUGUCAGAUCCACACGCGCCAUCGACCUCGGCGCCGCUGGCUCACGUUACGCCUCCAGAGCUCGAGCAGACCCUCACCCUUCUCACCUCGCACCGCUCUGUGCUCGGCUACAUGCUGCUCUCUAGAGGACAGCCCGUGACGAUCAUCCGGCAUUCUGGAGUGGUGUUCGAGGGCGAGCAGGGCAAGAAGUACGCGAGCGCGAUAGCGAGGAUAGUGCAGAGCGUGCAGACGGGGCUGGAGGACGUGAGCGGCGGGCAUAACGAAGGCGAUGACAUACGGUUCAUGAGGAUAAGAACAAAGCGCCACGAAAUAAUGAUCUCACCUGACGAACGCUAUCUGCUUGCCGUGUUGCACGAUCCCGGAGCGACGUGAAGUCAUUCUGAUGCUACCGCCGUGCAGAUCUUCGAGUCUGGACGCCUCUCUUUUCGCCACCAUCGCCCUUCGUCGCUGUCAAUGCCUGUUUCAGUAUCUUGGCCCCGCAGCACCACCCUGUAGCAUUGGAUACCGUCUAAAUUAUUCAUCUGCGGUCGCGACGCCUCAUCCC
Trametes versicolor FP-101664 SS1 is the source of this 559-nucleotide messenger RNA. RefSeq lists its product as uncharacterized. Gene Ontology annotation, molecular function: dynein intermediate chain binding. The transcript is spliced from 3 exons. Gene Ontology annotation, biological process: microtubule-based movement. Gene Ontology annotation, cellular component: cytoplasm; cytoplasmic dynein complex. The coding region runs from base 16 to 387 and encodes 123 amino acids. NCBI's taxonomy places the organism in Eukaryota, Fungi, Basidiomycota, Agaricomycetes, Polyporales, Polyporaceae. The record is from RefSeq and is a predicted model, not a curated record.